AUGGACGCUCUCAUUUCUGCAGUUCUGGGACAAUUAACAAAACUUUUAAUUCAAAACAGCAAACGACAAUGGCAGCUACAAAGUGGGGUCGAGGAAGAAGUCAAAAAACUGGAGAGUAAUCUUGGGGAGAUCCAUGGCUUGCUUGAAGAUGCCGAAGAAAAACAGAUGAAGGAAAAGAGUAUCAAGCAUUGGUUGGAGAAUCUCAAAGAAACAGCUUAUGACGUGGAGGAUGAAUUGGAUGAAUGGAACACUGCACUCCUUAAAUUGCAGAAUGCUUCUUUUCUCAAGAGGAAGGUAUUUCCCUUCAUUUCAUGCUUUUCUUUUCGGCAGCUUCUUUGGCGUCGUGAUUUUGCUGUCAAAAUAAAGAAAAUCAAUAAAAAAAUAGCUGAUAUUGUUGAACAAAAAGACAGUCGGUUGACAGGAGUGAAAAUUAAACAACAUAAAAUUGAAACUGUAUCCUUUGUUGAUGAGUCAAAAUUACAUGGGCGAGAGGAGGAGAAGAAGAACAUAAAAAGUAACUUGUUAAGUCAGGAUGAAGAAAUUGGUGAUCACCUCAAAACCAUCUCUAUAUUGGGGAUAGGAGGAAUAGGAAAAACAGCUCUCUCCCAGCUAGUCUAUAAUGAUGAUGAUGUUAAAGCUCAGUUCCAUGAAAAACUUUGGGUCAGUGUCUCAAACUGUUUUGAUCUUACCACAAUUUCAAAAGCAAUUCUCAUAGCCCUUGAAAAACAUGACAUUGGUCCACUUCCAUUACAAACCCUUCUUGAAAAAAUCCAUAAAAAAAUUCAGGGAAAGAAAGUUCUCCUUGUUUUGGAUGAUGUGUGGAUAGAUGAAGUAGAAGAAUGGGAACCUCUAAAAAAAAUCUUCUGUAGUAGUCCGGAAGGAAGUAGGUUUCUGACUUUAGGAGGAAUAUUGCAAAGUAAAAGCAGUAAAGAAGAGUGGGAACACAUUUUAGAAAAUGAAAUAUGGAAAUUAGAGUUUGCAGAAAAAGUUUUUAAUCCUCUAUUUUUAAGUUACUGCAAUUUACCCCCUGCUAUAAGGCCAUGCCUCCUUUAUUGUGCUAUUUUUCCAAAGGAUUUUCUUAUAAUAAAAGACGUAUUGAUUCGCUAUUGGAUGGCGCAAGGUUAUCUAGAAUCUGAUGAAAAUUCGGAGUUGGAAUUAACGGGUGAAGAAUACUUCAAACUCUUAGCAUCUCGUGGGUUUUUCCAAAAUUUUAGAAACUCUGUCUUAGAGAAUCAGGUAGUUGCCUGUAAGAUGCAUGCCUUUAUACAUGAAUUCCUCCAAUUUUUGACAAAAGAUGAAUUUGUGUUGGAGAGUAUCAAUAAGAGUGAAAAACCGACACUAAGCUCAUCUUGCAAAAAAACUCGUCAUUUAAGGAUGGUACUUGGAGGAGAGACUUCUUUUCCUAAGUCCAUUGUCGGUGCAAAGGAUCUGCGGAGCCUUGUAACAUCCGUUCAUGAUGUGAGAGGAACCCAGAAGCUUGAUAUAAAUGCAGAACAGGGUGCGUCUUCUUCAAUAUUUGAAACUUUGUGGAGGCAACUUCAACUGACGAGCAAAAAGGAUGUCUUGACAAAUCGAGACUUGUGUAACUUAUUUAAUCACUCAAAACGUUUAAGGCUACUGGAUUUGCAUGCCGAUCCUUUGUCCGGGCAUGGUCGUCUGGAUAAAGGAAUUCCCAAAGAAAUAGGGAAACUGAUACAUUUGAGGUAUCUUAACUUGUCAGCCAUUUGGAAUAUGAAAGUCUUGCCUGAAACGGUGAGUGAAUUAUAUAAUUUGCAAUGCUUGGAAAUUUCAUGUUGCAUACAUCUUGAGAAACUGCCAAAAGCAAUCGGUAAACUUACCAACUUGAGGUACCUUAAUCUUUUGUGUUGCCCACGUCUAACCUGCUGCCCGAAAGGUUUGGCAAAAUUAACUUCUCUUAGGGAUGCAUCAGGGAUCAUUGUGAGAGCUGAUCGCAAUGACUCCAAAGAAUUUAGCAUCGGGGAUCUGGAAAACUUGGAUCGCCUUACUUCUCUUUGGAUAAAGCUGGUGGGGAAUACAAUAGAUGCGGAUGAAGUUAAAGCAGCGAAAUUUGGCAGUAAGACACAUCUCAAGGAAUUGAUUAUCUUCGGUAAGGAUGUUCCAGAAGAUAACAUAACUAAAGCCCUGAACUUGCCCGCCGGUGUAAAUGUAUUGUUCUUGAAAGACGCCGAUGCUAUGGUCGAUGAUGCUAUGAAUGUGUUAGAUGACCCCGAUGUAACAGGUGCGAUGAAAUUGAGGCUUUUUAGCCUAACAAGUGAUAUCAGAGCUGUGGUGAUUUCCAACAGUUAUAUCUUCAAUUCUAAGACUAGAAGUUAA
Durio zibethinus is the source of this 2334-nucleotide messenger RNA. NCBI's taxonomy places the organism in Eukaryota, Viridiplantae, Streptophyta, Magnoliopsida, Malvales, Malvaceae. The record is from RefSeq and is a predicted model, not a curated record.